AUGGCUGAGACCACCAGGUCCAAACCCAUCCUGACUGGAACCCACCCCGUAAACACCACGGUCGAUUACGGAGGGACCACCUCCUUCCAGUGCAAGGUCCGCAGUGACGUCAAGCCUGUGAUCCAGUGGCUAAAGAGAGUGGAGUAUGGAAGCGAGAACAAGUACAACUCCACCAUCGACGUUGGUGGGCAGAAGUUUGUCGUGUUGCCGACCGGCGAGGUGUGGUCCCGGCCCGAUGGCUCUUACUUAAACAAACUGAUGAUCUCCAGAGCAAAGGAGGAGGAUGCAGGGAUGUACAUCUGCUUGGGUGCUAACACCAUGGGUUACAGCUUCAGGAGUGCCUUCCUUACUGUGUUGCCAGACCCGAAGCCCCCGAAUGUGCCGGUGGCCUCCACAUCCCACGGCAGCCUGCCCUGGCCGGUAAUCAUCGGCAUACCCGCCGGUGCCAUCUUCAUCUUCGGCACGAUCCUGCUUUGGCUCUGCCAGACCAAGAAGAAGCCGUGCGCCACCCCAGCGGGAGCAGUGGCCGCCAUCCACCGGCAGCAGCAGAGGGAGCGGACCUGCACGGCACAAGUGCCAGACAAGGAGAGCAUCACGCCGAUAAACUACGACGAGUACCUGGCCCAGCAGCAGCACCUCCUGGCUCAGGGGCCUCCACUGGGGGCGGCAACCCCCACGGCCCCGAAAAUGUACCCCAAGGUUUACACAGACAUCCACACCCACACGCACUCCCACGUCGAAGGCAAGGUCCACCAGCACCAGCAUAUCCACUAUCAGUGUUAGCUCACGGGGCCCUUGGUGUCUGGCACAAGACUGCAUCCGUCUUCCAGCAGGACCUCAUAAGACUAAGUACCUCUCUCAUCAGCCCGCACUGCCAGUUUGGUGAAGGCUGGCCGGCUAGCAAAGACCUGCCUGAGGAACCUGACACUGAGAGCGGCAAAUGGACCUGCUCCCGAAUCCCCCACGAAAUGAGAGUGUACUUGAAUGCAGAGAAACAAACCUAGGAUGCAGCAAAUUAAUCGAGGUGAUAUUUUUUGUGAAGAGGUUCACACCAAAACAUCGACCAGAUGCAUAACGUGCUUUCAAUAAACCUGCAAUCUCAAUCAUCUCACAUUAAUCCCAAUUUUGUUUUAAAUGCAACUAACUUUUAGUGCACUGUCCAACUAAUUGAAACUCUGCCCCAAGUACUGAACAAUUGCUUUGUAUCGAUAAAUUAUAUUUAAAAAAUUGUAAACUACUUGAGGUAUAUUUGAAUACUGUGAGACUAGUUAGUUUAUACAGUAGGGAUUCCCAACACAAAGAUACCUUGUCCUCAACAAAACCAAAUAAUAUUUAUAUAGUAUAUAUAUUUCAAAAAUAAUUACAAUGAUCUGAAAUGAACAGGAAUGACAAAGAUUAUAUUUGCAAUACUACAGACAAAAUAAAUCUGUGGAGGCUUCAGAUUAAAUUCUUUGUGUUUUGAAGAAAGAUGCUGCCUACAUUAGGUUCCUGGCUCACUUGUCUCAGAUUGAAACAGUCUGCGUUACAGUAUGGAUGUCUGCUGGGUGCCGUGGAAACUUUGGAACUAAGCCUGCAAAAUAAACUUUGGAACUAAGCCGGCAAGAUGUCUGGCCACUGCCGAUGGAACAGCGAAACAAUGCUUCAAAUGCGAACUGGCAGGGACUGUAAGCUGAAAUACUUUCACAUCCAUGCAGCAGCACAGUGGAUGUCGCUCCUGCUCUCUUUCACUGAAGAGACAAAUGACCCUGAGCAAUCUGUCGCCUCGGUUGGGAAAGGCAAAGUGAUCGCGGCCCAGCGCCUGCCCCAGUGGUGCCUCCAGUGCUUACGCUCUCACCGGCAACCAAACCUUCCUGUUCCAUACGACCGCAAUUGCAAUGACAUUGUAGCAUAUAGGACUUCAGUAGUGCCUGUGUGGAUUAGAGAGAGAAAGAGAGAAAGAGAGAGAGAUACUAAUCACAGAAAUAAGCCUUCUUUUGUUGUAAAACUAUAUAAAUUUUAAAACAGAAAGUCAUGUAUAUUUAAUUUAUUUUGUUAAGCAAGAAAAAAAAAGUGUAUCAUAUUUUCCGCUGAAACUGGUGUUUCUAUAAAUAUAUUUGAUCAAAGGCGAAACUGAAUGGUAGCAGAGUUCUUGCAUGUAGGGAGCGAAAGUGACCUUACGCAGCAUGUUUUGGCUUACACCAUCAAUUGGUAAGUGUAGGUAGAGAAUGUGUGUAAGAUUUUUAUGCAAAGCCUUUUUAUCCAAAAAAAAGAAAAUGUUAUAAUAAUCUUUAUAUCGACAAUCUUGUAUAGGCUGCCCCAUUGUUACCACCAGCUUCUUUGUUGUAUUUUGUCAAGCUUUGAACACAAUUGUAUUAAUUUUAAACAUUUUCAGAAAUAACUAUUUUAUUGAGGAGGAUGACAUUAUGGCAUAAAAGGACUAAUAUCACUGCAUCUGUUUAUAUCUUAAUAUUAUUUUCCCAGAUUGCCUGAACAGCUUCUGAAAAUUCUAUGAGAAAUAAAGACACUUCAAAAAUAUUUCAAGCACAUCAGUAACCCAACUGAGUAGCUAUGGGACGUUCAAGGAGUUGCCAAGGCAAAUUCCUUGUAUGUGAAUACUUGGCCAAUAAAUGUAUUCAAUCAUUCAUUCAUUACUAGCAAUCUAAAGUGAAUUUGUGACACUGUAAAAAGUAAUAAGAAACUACUAAAACCGUUCCAGAUUGAACUGCCCGUCCUAAUCAAUCAUUUGUGCUAAAAAACAGUUCAUAAGUGAUCGGAGCAGAAUUAGGCAAUUUGGUCCAUUAAGUCUACUCCACCAUUCAAUCAUGGCUGAUCUAUCUUUCCCUUUCAAGCCCAUUCUCCUGUCUACUCCCCAUAACCCCUGACACCCGUAUUAAAAGCUUUGACCGCUGUUAUAAGGGACACUUAAUUAUAAAAGGGGUUCUUAAGGGGUUGGACAGGCUAGAUGCAGGAAGAUUGUUCCCGAUGUUGGGGAAGUCCUGGACAAGGGGUCACAGUUUAAGGAUAAAGGAGAAAUCCUUUAGGACCGAGAUGAGAAAAACAUUUUUCACACAGAGAGUGGUGAAUCUCUGGAACUCUCUGCCACAGAAGAUAGUUGAGGCCAGUUCAUUGGCUAUAUUUAAGAGGGCGUUAGAUGUGGCCCUUGUGGCUAAAGGGAUCAGGGGGUAUGGAGAGAAGGCAGGUACAGGAUACUGAGUUGGAUGAUUAGCCAUGAUCAUAUUGAAUGGCGGUGCAGGCUUGAAGGGCCGAAUGGUCUACUCCUGCACCUAUUUUCUAUGUUUCUAUGUAAAGGUUGGUCAGUACUAAGUGCAGUGGUUAGCAUAUUUGGGUGUGGGGACAUUACCAGUGCUUCAAGGUAUGCUUGUGUCAGUAAGCUCUAUCCAUGGCUAAGCUGGGACUCACCAACCCACGUCCAUUGGGAGAAUGAGGUGAAUGGGCAAAAUAGCUAGACAGAUUCAAAGUGUUGCAAAUCCAUCAGCCCACCAGACCACAGAAUAAUAACCACAACUGCAGUAGGUACAUUUCAAUAAAUAGCAUACGGGAAAGCCUAUGUACACUUUAAUACACCAACAAAUAUUAAUGAAGAGCCGGAUACAUUGAAUUUUCAUCUCGUUUAUACUGGGCCACUUUCUUAAAUAAAGUUCCAUCAAACAGCAUGUAGCAGUCAGCUGAAAUUGGUUUCAACGAUCUGUUAGUAAAAAUUGUUUCCAGUAAUGGGAAACCUUUGAUAAUAUGUCAUGUAAACCGUAAAAAUUGUAGAAUAUUUCCUGAUCUGUAGAAUAAAACAGUGUACAUAUAUCAA
Molecule: messenger RNA, 3799 nt
Organism: Leucoraja erinaceus (little skate)
Lineage: Eukaryota; Metazoa; Chordata; Chondrichthyes; Rajiformes; Rajidae
Product: fibroblast growth factor receptor-like 1
Exons: 3
Coding region: 1-783 (260 amino acids)
Cellular component (GO): plasma membrane
Molecular function (GO): fibroblast growth factor binding; fibroblast growth factor receptor activity
Source: RefSeq, a predicted model, not a curated record